ACGUAAUUAAAUAAAUCCAUGGUAUUCUGCACCCUCUACGGCCCAUCUACCAACAACCACGCUCUCUCAGUGAACGACAAUGUCUGUAAACGGGGCGAUUGCGGAAAAGGAGCAGCAUGAAAAUCAUCCACAACGUUUAGGAAAUAUUCCUGGCACUUCUGCAGGUUCGUUUUCGACAAUGCAUACGCAGAGACCACAGCGACGUCGUAGACGCGCCAAGUCUCUUGUCGGAAAGGCUGCAGAAAAAGUGGUGAAGAAAAGUAAGCAAAAGACUUGGAUUGUCCCUCUUACACUGCUGCUUGGUGCCGUGGGUUUGUACUUAAUGAACCCCGAGCAUAGCUUCGUAAGGCACGGUAUCUUUUUAAGCUAUCGUGUUCCGGGAACAAAUGAUCCCGUCAUGUAUGGAAAGGGUCCCAAGGAUUUCGUUUUCUGCCUCUUCUAUGCCUUGUUUUUUGCGUUUACACGCGAGUUCUUAAUGCAGGAGAUCUUGGAGCCCAUCGGACGACACUUUAAGGUUCUGAAGCCCGGAAAACUGAAACGGUUUUCUGAACAGGCAUACACGCUCAUUUACUUUUCCAUUGUCGGUUGCUGGGGUCUGUAUCUCAUGUACACGACGGAUCUGUGGUUUUUCAACACAGACGCCUUCUGGACCAACUAUCCUCACAAGACGCACUUUGCUUCUUUCAAGGCGUUUUACCUAAUUGAGGCUGCAUAUUGGAUUCAGCAAGCUUUCGUGUUGCUACUGCAACUCGAGAAGCCUCGUAAGGACUACAAGGAGCUCGUGUUUCAUCACAUUCUCACUCUGUCCCUUAUUAGCCUUAGCUACUAUUUCCACUUUACGUGGAUCGGUGUGGCUACCUUUAUUACGAUGGAUGUUUCGGACGUCUUCCUCGCCUUAACGAAGGUACUCAACUACAUCAACACACCUUUGGUGUAUGUAUCAUUUGCAACGUUUAUCUUUAUCUGGUUCUUUAUGCGCCAUUACCAGAUUUUCCGCUUUAUGCACGCGUUGCUUACAACUAUGAAGACUAUUGGUCCUUUUGAAUUGGACUGGGCAGCCGGACAGUACAAGUGUUGGAUUUCCCAGUACAUCACUUUUGGUCUGUUCGUCUGUCUGCAACUCAUUAAUGGCUUUUGGUCAAUCUUCAUCAUCCGCAUUGCCCUUCGCGCCAUCUUCUCGCACGAAGCUCGCGAUGAGCGUAGCGAUGAUGAAGACGAUGAGACUUCGUCUCACGAGUCGUCUGGUGAAUCGCCUACUCGUGACAAAAAGACACAGUAAGGAGUAGGCGUUAUCCAAGAAUACCUGAUGGCUGCAGAAGCUAAAAAAAAGAAAAAAAGCAAAGCCCUGCGCUGUCGGUAAUUGAGAGAAAAUGGUUGUUUUCCUGAGUGUCUUGUGCAGCACGCACAAUUCCCUCGUCUUUGCGAAACGCUUUUAUUUUCUUUUUCUAAACGCAAAACAAUCAUACAGACACUCACCUUUUUCACCCUUCGCUGGAAAGCGAUUCAUUGUAAAAACCUUAUCCAACUUACGGAUCCUCCUUCAAGAGGUCUCUUGCUCCUAGUGAUGCACUACUGGGCAGCGCUAGACAAUACGUUUGCGUCUAGCAAUGCCGUUCAAGUACCACCGUGUCUUGUGUAGCGCCGGCCGAUGCACGCUGUAAUCGGUUUUCGCCAUACAGCUGGCUUGCUAGGACGGGAAUUAACUAAUGAAUGUGGCAGCAACAAGGACAGCAGAGUACGAUUUUGGUUACUGAUUUUGCCCGCUCUGCUGACUUCAGCUACCACUUAUGAAAAUAAAAGUUUACGCAGACACGAUGAUAACCUUCCAAACUUUAUUCGUACCGUGAACAUGUAAUUUGUUUCUCUUAUAACUUAUAUAUAUAACUCUCUAGUUACAGCUAGUUGAAUCAUUUAUACUUUACUUUGUCGACAGAAGAAGAAUUUAUUUCUCGUAAAAAAGAUUGUAGCAACGUUAAGUACAUUUUCGAAGAAC
Schizosaccharomyces japonicus yFS275 is the source of this 1993-nucleotide messenger RNA. RefSeq names its product sphingosine N-acyltransferase Lac1. Gene Ontology annotation, molecular function: sphingosine N-acyltransferase activity. The record is from RefSeq and is a predicted model, not a curated record. Gene Ontology annotation, biological process: ceramide biosynthetic process. The transcript is spliced from 2 exons. Gene Ontology annotation, cellular component: endoplasmic reticulum membrane; membrane. Lineage: Eukaryota; Fungi; Ascomycota; Schizosaccharomycetes; Schizosaccharomycetales; Schizosaccharomycetaceae. The coding region runs from base 80 to 1279 and encodes 399 amino acids.